AUGAACAAACCAUUGUUCCUCCGUAUUGUGCAUCGUCUCUCAACAGAAGUACCAUAUUUUCAAGCAACUGAAGAUGCAGCCGGACGCCGUAGUCUAUCUCCCCUCCAAAAAUGUACGGCAGCAAUUCGUCAACUAGCAUAUGGUGGUGGGGCUGAUACAGUCGACGAAUAUGUACGACUUGGUGAAACAACUGCUCGAAAAUGUUUGCACAAGUUUACUGCCGGAAUAAUCCACUUGUUUGCCGAUCAAUAUCUAAGACGUCCCACACCGGAGGAUCUUGAUCGACUUCUCCGCGAUGGAGAAGAACGUGGAUUUCCAGGGAUGGUUGGAAGCAUCGACUGUAUGCAUUGGGAGUGGAAGAAUUGCCCCACCAGUUGGAGAGGAAUGUAUUCACGAGGAACCGGAAAACCAACGAUGGUGUUGGAGGCGGUAGCUUCACAUGAUCUUUGGAUUUGGCACGCGUUUUUUGGAGCUCCAGGUACUAUGAACGACCUUAAUAUUCUCGACCAAUCACCUGUGUUUGAUGACAUUGUUGAAGGAAUAGCUCCGCAAGUCAACUACUACGUCAACGGUAGGGAGUAUAAUUUGGCUUACUAUCUCACUGAUGGCAUUUAUCCGAAAUGGGCGACUUUUAUUCAAUCUAUCUGA
Molecule: messenger RNA, 648 nt
Organism: Raphanus sativus (radish)
Lineage: Eukaryota; Viridiplantae; Streptophyta; Magnoliopsida; Brassicales; Brassicaceae
Exons: 1
Coding region: 1-648 (215 amino acids)
Source: RefSeq, a predicted model, not a curated record